UCUCUCCCUUUCUCAAAACUAGCUGCCGCAGCAGCUGGGUUCCGCGCUCGAGCUUCGCGCGACAAUCCCCGCGAUACCCUCGGCAGUCGCGCGCGACGACGCGUACGCGGCGCUCUCGUUUCGUAACUCUCCGAGCUUUUGACCUUUUCGCUCUCGUUUCUUGUGGGCAUGGGGAACGGAGACGGAGACGGAGACGGAGACGGAGACGGAGGCGGACGGGUGGCGAGAGAUGAUAAUGUCGACGCUCGCGGGGUGGUGGAUGUCGACUGUCCAUGUCCGGAGCUUGUUUUGCAGGUCAGGAGUGCUCCGGAAAUAAUCGAAGAAAUCCCAGACGCUGAUCAUCAAGGACGGCAGAGCCUGGUCCUACAGAUACCCACAAGAACCUCUGAGUUUGGUAGAGAGGAUUCUGCGGUAAUAGAUAUUCCACCAACGUCUAACCUUACUCCCAGAAGAGUCAACUUUUCGCCCAUGCCCAGUCCCAGUUUUGGCAAAGUGGAUGGAACUUCCGCCCCCUCCCCAUCAAAUCGCAGAACUAUGAAAAGCCUCCUUCCCAAACUGAGUUUUAAGUUUCGAAAUAAUACUUUUGACAUUGAGAAGGCGGCAAUGGUAGCAUUGGGUGCUUCUCCAGCAGGAAGAAGGGAGAGACCUCUCAUUCCAAGGACGUUCUCUUUUACGCGGCUUUUCACUCCCAGAAUGAAAACAGCGUCGUCCGUACCUGUCACUCCAAUUGCUCAUUCCAAUCCAGAGUCUAUGCAUGGACGGAACACAGCCGAACAGCUAAGUUCUGUGAAAGCUGAGGUCCGACCAUCUAUUCACCGAUCACGUUCAGUCCCCGUGAUUAACAAAGAUGGGAGCAUAAGGCCAAUGGAUUCUUUAGUCAACAUGUUUCGCAUGGUUCCCACAACUCCCCGGGUCGCUGCAGAUGCCAGUGUAUCAGAUGCAGCUCCUACAGGUGAUACUGAUGAAAACCGUGAUGAUGGAGAAGAUAUUCCUGAAGAAGAAGCAGUCUGUCGAAUAUGCUUUAUUGAACUUGGAGAAGGCUCGGACACACUUAAGAUGGAAUGUAGUUGCAAAGGUGAAUUGGCACUAGCUCAUCAAGAAUGUGCCAUAAAAUGGUUUAGCAUCAAAGGUAAUAAGAUAUGCGAUGUGUGCAAGCAAGAAGUCCGGAACCUACCUGUCACUCUUUUGAGAAUUCAAAAUCUUCAAGCCCGUAACUCACAAGGAAUUGGAGCUCCUGAGGUUGUUCAAUACAGGUUGUGGCAGGAUGUCCCGGUUCUUGUCAUUGUCAGCAUGCUCGCUUAUUUUUGCUUUCUCGAGCAGCUUCUGGUAGGCAAAAUGGGUUCUGGCGCUAUUGCCAUUUCUCUCCCAUUUUCCUGUAUUUUAGGGCUUCUUGCGUCCAUGACAUCCUCCACCAUGGUGCAAAGAAGAUUUGUCUGGAUUUAUGCAGCUAUUCAGUUUGGGCUGGUGGUUCUAUCAGCACAUCUUUUUUAUUCACUGCUUCACCUGCAAGCUGUUCUAUCAGUUCUCCUAGCUACCUUCGCCGGAUUUGGGAUGACAAUGUGCGGGACUUCUAUUCUAGUUGAGAUUUCGAAAUGGAGGGUCUGGUGGCUGGCCCGAUCAGCACAAAGACAUAAUGCCCAGGAGAACUCGCAGUUUGAUCAAAUGCCCGUGGCUGUGGAGCAGAACCAUAUGCAACCACAGCAUCAAGAAACUGAACCGGGGAACUCAGAAACUUCACGUGGUAACUGACUUGAUAUGUAUAAAAGUGCACGAGGCUGCUAUGGAAACAAGCUGCAUCAACUGUAUAGAAACCAUCUUCAUCUUCUUCUUGGCCGAUUCCGGUCUUUUGUUAGCUGGGGGAUACAUUUGGUGCCCGGUUCUAUUGCUGUUAUAUCUUCGUUUGGCUAAUUGCAGUCUUUGUUAGCUGUGGAUACGUUCGAUGCCCUUGGCAUAUACUUGAAGCAUAAAAAUAUGUUGUCUUUGCUUUUUAUCAA
Syzygium oleosum is the source of this 1994-nucleotide messenger RNA. RefSeq lists its product as uncharacterized. Gene Ontology annotation, molecular function: zinc ion binding. The transcript is spliced from 8 exons. Bases 169 to 1749 code for a protein of 526 amino acids. NCBI's taxonomy places the organism in Eukaryota, Viridiplantae, Streptophyta, Magnoliopsida, Myrtales, Myrtaceae. The record is from RefSeq and is a predicted model, not a curated record.